Molecule: messenger RNA, 210 nt
Organism: Brugia pahangi
Lineage: Eukaryota; Metazoa; Nematoda; Chromadorea; Rhabditida; Onchocercidae
Source: the annotation of a GenBank genome assembly
AUGAAACGUCACAGUGGUGACGAUGAUUUAAGCUCAUCAGAUAUUCACGAAAGAUUGCUGGUGUCCAGUCGUGGGGUUGGUGGAAUCAUCGGUAAAGAAUCAUCGGUUAAAGUGGCUGGUGAUCACUUCCAUUGGCUUGUUCGAACAGUGGAUGAAAUAAUUGAAAACAAUGAUACAAAACAGAAAGAAUAUAAAAUUCGAUUACAUUGA